AUGACCACAGUGACAUACGGAUUGGAGCCAUCGUCGUUCGUGGCGACACGCACACUUCAUCAACUCGCCGAUGAUGAAGGUGAUUCGUUUCCUCUCGCCGCAGCCGCAUUAAAGCGAGAUUUUUAUAUGGAUGACUUUGUUCGAAGCGAAGUAGACAUCACGACAGCAAUACGAAUGCGCAAAGAAAUGGAUGAAUUAAUGAACCGUGGAGGAUUUUCCCUGAGGAAAUGGUGUUCGAAUUUCCCCCAUGUAUUGGAAGGAGUAGCACCAGAAAACUUAGCCCACCUCCCAAAUGAAGACCGUGAACAUGGAGAAAUUGUGAAAACCUUGGGGAUUUCUUGGAAGCCUACGACUGAUCAGUUCUGUUUUAAUUUCGGGCCAUUUUCUACGGACGGAAAGAUUACGAAAAACCGAAUCUUGUCUGUCAUUGCUCAAUUAUAUGACCCAUUGGGAUUAAUCGCUCCUAUCGUUGUACGCGCGAAGAUUUUCAUCCAACAACUUUGGUUGAUGUCUAUCGAUUGGAACGAAGAAGUGCCUGGAGAGGUGCGUACUACAUGGAAACGUUUCGUGGAGGACCUGCCAUCGCUAGUCAAUUUUCGGGUUCCGCGGUUUGCCUUUGACGUGGGGGAGGUGCAGCUGCAUUGCUUCUCGGACGCAUCGGAAUCAGCUUUUGGAGCCUGCAUCUACGCACGGACGGCGAAGGCCAACGGUCAAGUGAAGGUGAUAUUAUUGGCAGCGAAAUCUAGAGUGGCACCCUUACAAAAACGUACCAUCCCGAGACUGGAAUUAUGCGCAGCUCAACUCGGCGCUCGCUUGUCGUCGAGAGUUAUCACUGCACUGAAUCUGGAAGCCGUACCUAUUUUCUAUUGGACCAACUCGAUGGUAGUAGUAUAUUGGCUUCGGGCACCACCACAAACCUGGAAAACCUUCGUGGCAAACCGGGUAGCAGACAUUCAAACCCGAACAAACGGUGCUCCAUGGCUGCAUGUACCUGGAAUGGAUAACCCCGCCGAUAUUGUAUCCAGAGGUUUGGUCGUACAACAAUUGCUAACUUGUAAAAUAUGGAUUAAUGGACCCAGUUGGUUGGGAAGGGGAGAGGAAAAUUGGCCGAAGCUGGAAAUCCCGAGAGUAACACAUGCAGAUGGAGACACGGAACGUAAAACAACCACAUUACUACUGCAAAAUCCACCACCACUCAACCCUUUAUUUACCCGAUCAUUUUCGUAUAAUCGUCUACUACGUACGACUGCUUACUGCUUGAGGUUCAUUCGUCAUAUACAAAAGGGAUCGAAGCAAUCUACCAUCACUCUCCAACCUAGUGAACUCGAAAAUGCAAGGGAUUGUCUUGUGAAGAUCGUCCAAAAAGAAUGCUUCAAAACGGAGCUACAUCUGCUCCAAAGAGGAAAACUGGUACCGAAGAAUUCCACACUCAAGCUUCUGAACCCUUUCGUGGAUUCGUCGGGUAUAAUCCGAGUCGGUGGCCGGCUCAGAUUGUCGGAAGAGGCUUACAAUACCAAACAUCAAAUCCUACUCCCUGGUUUCCACCUAUUUACUCGAAUGCUUUUGUUAUCAUACCACUGCAAAUUGGUUCAUGGUGGGAUAUCGCUCACAUUGGGAGUAGUUCGCAACGAUUAUUGGCCUACAAAUGGAAGAAGGGCUGUACGUAGCGUGAUACGCAGUUGCUAUCGUUCUACUCGUGUUAACCCUCGUCCAUUACAGCAACCAAUCGGACAAUUACCCAUCGUCAGAAUUAAACCCAGUCGCCCCUUCGCAUCCACAGGAAUCGAUUACUGUGGACCUGUGUUUGUAAAGUCCGCAAACCGUAGGACUGCUCCUACCAAAGCCUAUAUUGCUCUGUUCGUCUGCUUCAGUACAAAAGCUGUACACAUUGAGCUGGUGGGGGACUUAUCCACAGCUUCCGUUCUAUCCGCUCUCCAACAGUUCGUAGCUAGACGAGGCAAGCCCGAUAAUAUUUUUUCGGACAACGCCACAAACUUUGUCGGUGCUCGAAAUGAACUGCACGAUCUUUAUCAAAUGUUCUCAAAUCCUAAAGAAACCAAUCGUAUCGUUAACGCUCUCGCAAAUGAAGGAAUACGAUGGAAUAUGAUUCCCCCGCGCGCCCCCAACUUCGGCGGCUUAUGGGAGGCCGCUGUGAAAGUGGCAAAAAAACAUUUGCUUCGUCAGUUAGGCAGCACCUCACUACUGUACGAGGACUUGGUCACGAUACUGUCGCAAGUAGAAAGUGCGAUGAACUCUAGACCAUUAGCACCUUUAUCGGAGGAUCCUAACGACUUCGAAGCCAUCACGCCAGGCCAUUUUUUGGUCGGCUCACAACUCCAAGCUCUACCUUACCCAGACAUGAUGGACGUUCCAGUGAACCGGUUGAGGAACAGAUACCAGAUUAUCCAGCAGAAACAACAGCAGUUUUGGUACCACUGGAAGACUGAGUACCUUAAGGAGCUCCAACGACAGGCCGCCAUGCAUCAGCGUCCCGUUGAUCUCAAAGUCGGCCAAGUGAUGAUACUGCAAGACAACCUUUUACCACCAGUGCGCUGGCCACUAGUUCGCAUCUUGGAGCUGCAUCCUGGGCAGGACGGAGUGACUCGUGUGGUUACCGUGCGUACCUCAACUGGUUCGAUAUUCAAGCGAGCUGUGACGAAACUUUGUCCAUUGCCUAUGAUGAACGAAGAAGAGACGAGUAUGCAGAUUAAUGCAACACCCAACCCGGAUGGCAUCGGAAAUAACAAACAGAAGCUAUUGUGA
Molecule: messenger RNA, 2763 nt
Organism: Toxorhynchites rutilus septentrionalis
Lineage: Eukaryota; Metazoa; Arthropoda; Insecta; Diptera; Culicidae
Exons: 1
Coding region: 1-2763 (920 amino acids)
Biological process (GO): DNA integration
Molecular function (GO): nucleic acid binding
Source: RefSeq, a predicted model, not a curated record